AUGCCUCUCAAAGCCACCGAUUCCAAUUCCACCUUGGCCAGCCAAGGCAGCGGGGAGAAAGUCGUCGUCCAAGACAUGCGAGGCCCCAACUCCGGCCCACGCAGAACCCAAGCGCCCGUCAUCGUCCACAACCAGGGCGGCCAAAUCUACGACGAAACAAGACCUUCCGACUGGGACAAGCAGCGAUGGAAGUAA
This is a messenger RNA of Aspergillus wentii DTO 134E9, 195 nucleotides long. RefSeq lists its product as uncharacterized. The transcript is spliced from 2 exons. NCBI's taxonomy places the organism in Eukaryota, Fungi, Ascomycota, Eurotiomycetes, Eurotiales, Aspergillaceae. Bases 1 to 195 code for a protein of 64 amino acids. The record is from RefSeq and is a predicted model, not a curated record.